Hevea brasiliensis (rubber tree) is the source of this 1594-nucleotide messenger RNA. RefSeq names its product probable serine/threonine-protein kinase PIX13. Gene Ontology annotation, biological process: protein phosphorylation. Lineage: Eukaryota; Viridiplantae; Streptophyta; Magnoliopsida; Malpighiales; Euphorbiaceae. Gene Ontology annotation, molecular function: protein kinase activity; ATP binding. The transcript has 6 exons. Bases 199 to 1452 code for a protein of 417 amino acids. The record is from RefSeq and is a predicted model, not a curated record.
CGACCCUUCUUUGUUGACUAUUCCGCAUCACUCUUUCCUUGAACUUGAGUGUACAGGAAUGACAGGGUGACUUAAAAAUGCGAUGGCCGUUGACUCAACCGGAAGAAAGAAAAUCUUUAGCCUUUUCAGUUUUCUCUCGGCCUAUUCUCAUCAGAAACAGAAAUCGAUAAUCAUGCAUGUACAGAAAAAAUUUUUUUGAUGGGGAUUUGCUGGAGUUGCAUUGCUGGUAAGUCCAAUCUAGCCCCAGCUUCUAUCCCUCCGGCUACACCUCCAGUUGCAGACUCAAUCCCAGACCCAGACCCGCUCCCCAGCAGCAUCGGCCAUCUCAUUGAUGGGGAUGCAUCUUUUGUGGGUAGCAAUGUCUCACGCACAAGCUGGUUCUCUAUGGUAACCACCAAUCUUACAGCACGGUUAUCUCAAGUGAGUGGCGCGAUUGCAGCUAUCUUGGGGUACAAUGCCAUUGAUGACGAUGAAUUCCCAGCUGCAAUUGAAGACGAGAAUCUUCCUGAUGUAGUAACUGAAUCAGAUUCAAAGUUGAGAGCUUUCACCUUUGCACAACUGAAAGCUGCAACCUUUAAUUUUAGAAGUGACAUGGUGCUGGGAAGAGGAGGUUUUGGCAGUGUCUACAAGGGCUGGAUCAUCGAGAAAAAUUAUCGAGGUACCAGGAAACGAACCAUUGCUGUUAAGAGAUUGGACACAAGCAGCAAGCAAGGAUUUCGACAAUGGCGAACAGAGGUUGGUUUCUUAGGGAGGCUUUCUCAUCCUAACAUUGUAAAGCUGAUGGGAUACUGCAAGGAAAAUGAAAAUUUCCUCAUUGUAUAUGAACUCAUGGAAAGAGGCAGCUUGAAUUAUUAUUUGUUUGGAAGUAGCCCAAAUCGGCUGCUUUCAUGGGAAACAAGGGUUAAGGUUAUGAUAGGAAUGGCUCAAGGUCUGGCUUACUUGCAUAUGAUGGAGAAACCAAUACUUUACAGAGAUUUCAAGUCCUCAAAUAUAUUGCUUGAUCGGUCUUAUAAUGCAAAAAUAUCAGAUUUUGGCUUGGCAAAGUGGGGACCUACAGCUGGUAAUUCAUGUGUAACAGGACAUGUUAUGGGCACAUAUGGUUAUGUUGCUCCUGAAUAUAUUGCCACUGGAAACUUGUAUAUAAAGAGCGAUGUGUAUAGUUUUGGCGUUGUUUUGAUCGAGAUGCUAACCGGCUUGCGGGCAAUCGAUAGAAAACGUCCAUCUGGGCAACAAGACCUGGUGCAGUGGGUUAAACCACUUCUCAACAACAAAAGAAGGUUGAGAAGCAUAAUGGACAGCAGAUUGGAGGGAAAAUACUCUGCCAAAGACGCUGCAGAAAUUGCUCUGCUUGCUGUUAAAUGUCUUAAUUAUGAUCCCAUAUUCCGACCAUCAAUGAAAGAAGUUUCAGAGACACUGCAACCUAUGGGAGGGCGAUAUGGAAUUGAAUUAUAAAAUUCAUUUAUAUUCAGCAUAUGUGAAAAAGUUUUGAUUGUUGUCUGUUGAUGAAAAACAUUAAAUAUAUUAAAAUUUCUAUUUGUUUGUAUUCAUCCAUUUGGAUUUAAAAAUGCAAAGGUAAUAAUGAUUUUCAUUUCAA